AAGCCCAUUAAUAUUACUCCACUCACUCAAAUUACGGGGAAAUAGUCGCUUAGAGAGUAGAUUUUCGUAGGGUUCUUCAGCGUAUAACAUUCAGCUUCAAGCACGCCCGAAAAUGACGAAAUUCAGGAAGCUUAAUCGACCUACAGGUCAUCGGAUGUCUAUGCUAAGGACAAUGGUAUCACAGUUGGUGAAGCAUGAGCGCAUUGAAACCACUGUUGCUAAGGCAAAGGAAGUCCGAAGGCUUGCUGAUAAUAUGGUACAGCUUGGGAAAGAGGGUUCUCUCUGCGCUGCAAGGCGUGCUGCUGCCUUUGUACGUGGUGAUGAUGUCCUCCACAAGUUAUUCACGGAAUUGGCGUAUCGAUACAAGUGCAUCUCAAACCUAGAGAGAGCUGGUGGAUACACGAGAUUACUUCGAACCCGAAUUCGAGUUGGUGAUGCUGCACCAAUGGCCUAUAUUGAAUUUAUAGAUAGAGCAAAUGAACUUAGACAAUCUAAACCACCAACUCCGCAACCUUCUCAGAGGGCUCCUCUCGAUCCCUGGACAAGAUCUCGACUUACCAGACAAUUAGCACCACCUAAAGAGGAGAAAAUCUCCGAAGCUGAUAAUUAAAAUACGAUAUUUUGAAAUAAACUCCAAGCACAUCCUCUCGGCUGGGCUGAGUCUGAAACAUGCCGUUCGGGAUGCAAUUUCACACACCCUUGUUCAGGCUGUAGUUGGUGAGCACCAGCUUCUUGUUUCAAAUAUGAUCGACUAACUUGAUUCCCCUUUUAUUGUAGCCUAGUGAAUCAGAAAUGUAGCACAUGAAGAGAAUGUGUAGGCUGAUGAUUGUGUUUAAAAGUGAGCAAUGACAUUGAAAGUUAACUAUGACAAAAAGAAAAUUAGAUAAUUGAAUAUGAGAAUCACUAAACAAGAGAGUUGGUGAAGCCACGCCCACAAUAUCAAUUGGAGGCCAAAGUACAAUACACCGAUUGCUUUGCUUUCAAUAUCAAGUACAUAGGAGUCCAAUGUCUAUACUCUCUCAAUCUUAUCCUCCUUUCCUUUCCUAGUAUUUAUUUUAUUGCAAGUCUGUUUUAAUCUUAUUUCCCAAGGUUGAAUUGAAUGUCCAACCAAUAGGGGAUCUAUAAUUUGUGUUGAAGGGAGGUGAAAGAAGUUUGUGAAGUUA
This is a messenger RNA of Olea europaea var. sylvestris, 1163 nucleotides long. RefSeq names its product 50S ribosomal protein L17-like. Gene Ontology annotation, molecular function: structural constituent of ribosome. Gene Ontology annotation, cellular component: large ribosomal subunit; ribosome. Gene Ontology annotation, biological process: translation. Bases 113 to 610 code for a protein of 165 amino acids. Lineage: Eukaryota; Viridiplantae; Streptophyta; Magnoliopsida; Lamiales; Oleaceae. The transcript is spliced from 7 exons. The record is from RefSeq and is a predicted model, not a curated record.